AGACGAAAUAUUCUGGUAUCGGUGUUCACGAGAUUAUACAGAGUUUUUUGAAGGAAUCUCACACGCUGCGAUUCAGCCCAAAUGACAUCGUUUGCGAGCGAUGUUUUCAGAAAAUCAACCAGUAUGAUUUGGCGUGUCGAAUGGCCGACGAAAUUCAACAAGAUGUUACAAAUGCAUUGUACGCCACUGAACAGCAAUAUAUAAGCGAAGAACCAGUAGAAUACCUGGAAGAUGUACAAAGUGAAAAAAAUUCUUGCCAAAAAGAUUUCGAAGAAUUUCAGGACCAAUAUGAUAUGCAGAAUGUACAAGAGAAAGGCAAUAAUCAAGCGGAGAACAUAGAAACAGUGCACAUAUCGAGCAUUGAUGACGCAAUAGAAGAGGUGCUCGAUCCAUCAAAAAAGCAAACCAAUGACUUCACACCAGCUAAGCGGAAAAGUCACGCCGGCUGUGAGGAGUGUGACAUUCCAUUCGGUACCAAAAAAGAGCUGAAGCAACAUCAACUACGCUAUCAUACCCCAAAGAAGUGUGGAGUUUGCCAAAAGGUGUUCGACAAUCAGUUGGAACUGAGAAAUCAUGCACGCCAAGAUCAUGAAAUUGAACACUGCUCAAAUGAUGAGGCUGAAUCCAGUCGUGGAGAAGUAUCAACCGGCGAAAGCGAUAGCAAUCUUCGAUGCGAAAUAUGUGGCAUCACCGAAAGCACCAAUGAGUCAUUAGCCAACCAUGUCGGUUUACAUGAGAAUCAGCUGAAAUGUGUGGUGUGUAACACGAUUUUGAAACAUCGAGCCAACCUGGUCUUACACAUGCGGAUUCAUGCCGACAAGAAAUUCUUCAAAUGCGAUAAAUGCGAAAAGACCUUUGUGCACAAAUCAUCACUUCGGAUGCAUUUACAAACGACGCACACCGAAGUUCGUAACAAACAGUGCCCAGAAUGUCCGUUGAAAUUUAAAACAACGUCACAGCUCAACCAGCACCUAGUAACGCACACUGGCAUCAAAAGACACCAAUGCCCAGAAUGUGGCAAAGCAUUUGGCCAAAAGUACAAUAUGACAGCUCAUUAUAAAUCACAUUUUUUCAACAAAGUCCAAAGACGCGUGCGAACCCGAACCAAGCCAACUUCCACCGUUCAUAUGAAAAUGGAAAUGUAAUAACUAUUACAUAUCACCAAUAAAAUUGAUUCGAUCCAUUAACUAGAUUCUGAUGUUUUGUGUGCGCAUUGGUGAGUGGCGCCAUCUGGUGACAAACCGCUCCAUCUCCUCAA
This is a messenger RNA of Sitodiplosis mosellana (orange wheat blossom midge), 1258 nucleotides long. RefSeq names its product zinc finger protein 354C-like. NCBI's taxonomy places the organism in Eukaryota, Metazoa, Arthropoda, Insecta, Diptera, Cecidomyiidae. The coding region runs from base 141 to 1145 and encodes 334 amino acids. The record is from RefSeq and is a predicted model, not a curated record. Gene Ontology annotation, molecular function: RNA polymerase II cis-regulatory region sequence-specific DNA binding; DNA-binding transcription factor activity, RNA polymerase II-specific. Gene Ontology annotation, biological process: regulation of DNA-templated transcription. The transcript has 4 exons.